Menidia menidia (Atlantic silverside) is the source of this 816-nucleotide messenger RNA. NCBI's taxonomy places the organism in Eukaryota, Metazoa, Chordata, Actinopteri, Atheriniformes, Atherinopsidae. The record is from the annotation of a GenBank genome assembly.
AUGGGGAGGAUGGGCUCCAGCUCAGAGAGUAACAAACAGAGAGAUGUGGUCCGAACGGGAUCUGACAUCAGUAAGACUUUUAAGAGCACAGCCUGCAUUGGUGUUUGUGUCACCUUUACCUCCACUUACACCCUCGUAAAAGGUUUUGAGUCUUGGUUUUGGGGACGAAAUUACUGCUCAGAGAAGUACACUUCCCUGAUGACAGUGGACAGUUCCUCUCUCAACGACAAGCUGAAGGGCGCCUGGUCGCACAGCGGAAAGGUCUGGAUUGGGCUGCGAGCGGGCCUGGUGUCCUGGACUUGGCCGGACGGAGAAGAGGCCUCAUACUUCAACUGGGGGCCAGUUGUGUCGGACAGCCCAUACGAAGAUCUCUGCGCGGUCAUUUCUGACUCUGGAGCCUGGACCAACCUCAACUGCUCCCUUCUGAGGCCGUCCGUCUGCUCUAACGGAAGCCAUUUCACUCUUGAGAGUGAAAUGAGCUGGACGGAGGCCAGAGCGAACUGCGAAGACAAGAAUCUGACGCUGGUCCACAUCCCAGAUAACUUCACUAACGACGACGUCAGAAGCCUGCUCCCGUCGAGAGCCGAGGCCUGGAUCGGCCUCAGCAGAUCCCUGAUCUGGUUCUGGUCGGACACCGGGGGACGGGCCACGUUCCUGAACUGGGAACCGGGGCAACCGGACAACCUGAGCGGGAACGAGCUCUGCGCCGCCCUGCUGCUGGGCAACGGGACCUGGAGCGACGAGCCCUGUGAAGAGCCCUACUACUUCAUCUGCCAAGGACGUAUGCAAAAAAAACCUCUGUCCCGCCGGUCCUAA